Camelina sativa (false flax) is the source of this 1185-nucleotide messenger RNA. RefSeq names its product putative E3 ubiquitin-protein ligase LUL2. The record is from RefSeq and is a predicted model, not a curated record. Lineage: Eukaryota; Viridiplantae; Streptophyta; Magnoliopsida; Brassicales; Brassicaceae. Gene Ontology annotation, biological process: protein ubiquitination. Gene Ontology annotation, molecular function: ubiquitin protein ligase activity.
UAUUGACCUAGUUUUUUCAGUUUACCCGAUCAUCUUCCUCCUAAUUUGUUCCAUCUUUGUGUAAUCGAUUUUCGCAAAGGUGGAUCAUGGGAAAUGUAUUUAGCGGUGGAAGCCGCUCCGAAUAUCACCGAUACCGUACGUCGCCGCCGUAUCCAAACCCUAAUCUUCAAUACCAAGGCAACUAUCCGUCGCCGUACCAACACCAAGACUGUGCUAGGUAUCCUUAUGGUGAGAUGGCGUCUCCGGUUUCGUACGUAGAGCACCAGGAAGCAGUGACUAUAAGGAACGACAUCAAUUUGAAGAAAGAGACUUUGAGAUUUGAGCCUGAUGAACAAAACCCUGGCAAGUUUUUGCUCUCCUUCACUUUUGACGCCUCUUUUCCUGGAAGCAUCACUGUGAUGUUCUUUGCUAAAGAAGGCCAAGAAUGUAACAUAAACGCGACAAAGGAGGAUCUGUUUCCAUCCACAACACUUAGUUUUCCAAAAGGUUCGGGUCAGCGAUUCAAGCAGGACUGUGGAACAGGGAUUGAUUUCUCAGCUUUUUCUGAGGCAGAUUUGGUUGAGGCAAACGAGACAGAUGUGUAUCACGUGGCAGUGAAAGCAGAGGUAGCAUCAGAAGAAGACGAUCAUCCUGAGUCUCAGACACUGAACCGACAGAUAACUCAUGCGGUUUUAGAGAAGGAUCGUAAAGGUGAGUACAAGGCGAGAGUGGUGAAGCAGAUCUUGUGGGUGAAUGGGAAAAAAUAUGUUCUUCAAGAGAUUUAUGGGAUUGGUAGUACAGUUGAUGAUAAUGGAGAAGAUGCUAAUGAGAGAGGAAAAGAAUGUGUCAUCUGCUUAUCAGAGCCACGAGACACCACUGUUUUGCCUUGCAGGCACAUGUGUAUGUGUAGCGGUUGUGCAAAACUUUUGAGGUUUCAAACAAACCUCUGUCCCAUCUGUAGACAACCGGUGGAUAGGCUUUUGGAGAUAACAGUCAACACUAAUGACAGGAACCAGUGAGCUUUGCUACGUUGCUAUUUGCCUGUUUGUAUAUAGAGAGAGAGCUUCUCAUUGUUCUUGUUUGUGGUAUAUAUGCACUAUGGAGGGAUUAGAACUCAAGUUACUAACUAUAUAUGUUCCAAGUGUUUUGUAAAUCAUCAGGCUAUUUUAUCUAUACGGGCUUAUGAAAUGAAAAACUUUUGUAGCA